AUGGAUUCUGAGCCUUCUUGGACUGCCACCUCCUCCCCUGGGGGGACCCUGCUUGUCCCCAAUGCCACCACACCCUGGCUGGGUAGGGAUGAAGAACUAGCCAAGGUGGAGAUUGGUAUCCUAGCUACUGUCCUGGUUCUGGCCACGGGAGGCAACCUGGCUGUCCUACUGAUCCUGGGCCGCCAGGGCCACAAGCGCUCCCGCAUGCAUCUGUUCGUGCUGCACUUGGCCCUGACCGACCUGGGCGUGGCGCUUUUCCAGGUAUUGCCUCAGCUGCUCUGGGACAUCACCUAUCGCUUCCAGGGCUCUGACCUCCUCUGCCGGGCUGUCAAAUAUCUACAGGUGCUCAGCAUGUUUGCUUCCACUUACAUGCUGCUAGCCAUGACGCUGGACCGGUACCUGGCUGUCUGUCACCCUCUUCGAAGCCUCCAGCAGCCCAGCCAGUCCACCUAUCCUCUUAUUGCUGUUCCCUGGCUGCUGGCUGCCAUCCUCAGCCUCCCUCAGAUGUUCAUUUUUUCGUUGCGAGAGGUGAUCCAGGGCUCAGGGGUGCUGGACUGCUGGGCAGAUUUCUACUUUUCCUGGGGCCCGCGGGUCUACAUCACUUGGACUACCAUGGCCAUCUUUGUGCUGCCCGUGGUGGUGCUCACAGCUUGCUACGGCCUCAUCUGCCACGAGAUCUACAAGAACCUGAAAGUCAAGACACAGGCUGGCAGGGAGGAAAGAAGGGGCUGGCCCAAGUCCUCAUCUUCUGCCGCUGCUGCAGCCACUAGGGGGCUGCCGUCCCGGGUCAGCAGCAUCAGUACCAUCUCCAGGGCAAAGAUCCGAACCGUGAAGAUGACCUUUAUCAUUGUGCUGGCCUACAUUGCUUGCUGGGCACCUUUCUUCAGUGUCCAGAUGUGGUCUGUGUGGGACGAGAAUGCACCUAAUGAAGAUUCUACCAAUGUGGCUUUCACCAUCUCGAUGCUUCUGGGCAACCUCAGCAGCUGCUGCAACCCCUGGAUCUAUAUGGGCUUCAACAGCCACCUGUUGCCACCUUCCCUGAGUCACCGCGCCUGCUGCAGGGGUUCGAAGCCCAGAGUGCACAGGCAGCUCUCCACUAGCAGCCUCGCUAGCCGCCGCACAACUCUGCUGACCCACACCUGUGGUCCAUCUACUCUCCGUCUCAGCCUCAACCUCAGCCUCCAUGCAAAGCCCAAGCCUGCAGGCUCACUGAAGGAUUUGGAGCAGGUGGAUGGAGAAGCCACUAUGGAGACCAGCAACUUUUAG
Messenger RNA from Mus pahari (shrew mouse), 1266 nucleotides. RefSeq names its product arginine vasopressin receptor 1B (gene Avpr1b). Gene Ontology annotation, cellular component: membrane. The transcript is spliced from 2 exons. Gene Ontology annotation, biological process: G protein-coupled receptor signaling pathway; positive regulation of vasoconstriction; regulation of systemic arterial blood pressure by vasopressin. The coding region runs from base 1 to 1266 and encodes 421 amino acids. Lineage: Eukaryota; Metazoa; Chordata; Mammalia; Rodentia; Muridae. Gene Ontology annotation, molecular function: vasopressin receptor activity; peptide binding. The record is from RefSeq and is a predicted model, not a curated record.